AUGCGGAAUGAGUUCAAAUAUUAUGACUAUUUAACAAGACUAGAAACAGGAAUUUCAACUGAUCCCGUGAAAAAUACAAUCUCAGCAUCAAAGGAAUGGUGGGAUGAGAAAAUAAAGGAAUAUAAAGAGUAUGCUAAGUUUAAGGAUAAGAAUUUGGAUGUAUAUCAGACAUAUUACGAGGCUUUAUUUCGGGAUACUGUAGCUGUUGGAGACAAGGCUAAGGUACUUUGCGAAUUUGGCGACGGUAGCACUCCGGAUGAUGUACAAUUUGUGGAUAUUACGGAUGGAAAAGAGGAUACUGACGAAGUCCUCUUAUUUGAUGAUGUUGAUCCUUUUCUCACAUUUGAUAGUUCUAGAAACUCGUCAUAUGAAGAGAAACUGGAUACUGUUUUUGAUGUUUUGUUAACAAGGAGCACUCAACCCUCAAGACAAACCACACAGUCACCCACAAUAGAAGAAUGCAUGGCAAUUGUCUCUACUUUCCCAGGUUUUGAAGAAGGCUCAAUAGGAUAUUUAAAAGCAUUAGAGGUCUUUUUAAAGAAGCCAGCUCGUCAGAAUUUUAUGGUUCUAAAGACUAAUGAAACAAAUAUGGAGUUUCUCAAAAGGCUUAUAGAGAAAGAGAAGUAG
Lactuca sativa (garden lettuce) is the source of this 627-nucleotide messenger RNA. Lineage: Eukaryota; Viridiplantae; Streptophyta; Magnoliopsida; Asterales; Asteraceae. The record is from RefSeq and is a predicted model, not a curated record.